Lucilia cuprina (Australian sheep blowfly) is the source of this 4837-nucleotide messenger RNA. RefSeq lists its product as uncharacterized. Bases 707 to 4303 code for a protein of 1198 amino acids. The transcript has 7 exons. The record is from RefSeq and is a predicted model, not a curated record. Lineage: Eukaryota; Metazoa; Arthropoda; Insecta; Diptera; Calliphoridae.
AAAAAUUUGCAAUAAAAUAUAAUUUAAGUAAAAGAAAUAUACAAAUUUGAUUUAUUGAAAGAAUUUUAAAACAAAAAGUAAUAACUUGUAUUUUUAAGAAGUAAAACAAAAACCGACCAAAAAAUGUAUGGAUUUAUAAACAACAAGUCGUAUAAAAAAGGAGAAACCGGUUUAACAGCCUCUUGGACAUAAAAUUGAAAAAAGAAAAACAUAAAAUUUAAAAGAACCCAAACUCUAUAAUAAUACGAGUAACUCCAAACUCAAUCUACUCUACUACAAGCAAUAACUGCUUCACUUAAAUACACACAUCUUGUUAAGGUUGAGAUACUCGUGUAAAUUGGUUUAUACUAUAGAUAUUUUAGUGCCCCUUUAUGUACCAAAGAAAGAUCGAAAGAAGGAAAAAAGAGUUCUCAUACUCACUCAUCUAAUAUUUAAUUUAUUAACUAACAAGCCAUAUGUAUUAACAUUAAACUCCAGGAAAUGUAUUAUUAUUUAAGAAAAUAUAUGGAAUAAAUGAAUAUUUAUGCACAUACAUACAACAUACAUAUUUAAUUUAUGUAUGAGCAUUUAUUAUGCGUGGAGGUGCGUGUUGAACUGUAAUUCUUUAGAUCAAUUUAAAGAAUCAGGAAUAACUAUUUUUUUUGAGAUCGAAUACGAAGUGGAAAGAACAGCUGAAUAACAAAUAAAUAAUAAAAAUUUACACAAAAUGGAAUUGGAUAAUGUUAGUGUGGCGGAGAGGAAACCUAUUAAUGUGCCAAAUUCUAUAAAAAGAACUUCAAUGAAUCCUUCCCUAACCAGUUCUAUAGACAAUGUUAUUUACCCACCGUCACAUCAGUAUCAUUAUAUACAGUAUUAUCAACAGUUGCCUCCACAGCAACAGCAACAAUUUCAGUUGCAACAACAACAUCAGUAUGUAAAUCCUUCUGCCGCUCUUAUGUCCGCAACAACAUCAUGCCAAUGCAGCUGUUCCUGUGGUAACCAAGCCCAACAAUUACAGCUGCAACAACAGCAGCAACAACAACAGCAGCAGAAACAUCAUGCUGCACAUCAUUCUCAUCAGAGUAGUGUGGAUUCGCAAAUGGUUAAUGUUAUUGUACAUCGACAGGCUAGUGGCAGCAAUAGCAGUAGUAGCAAUGAAAAUACCUCUACGAACACCAAAACUAAUUCUUCCUCUAUCACUUCACAAGCUCUGACUCACAAUCCAGAUUUACCAAAAAAAUCACAAUCGGAAACUUCUUUACUAAAUCAUUCCUAUCAGGCCUUAAAGAUGUCCGAAUCCCUAACCGAAAAUAUAUUUGAUUGUGCUUCGGGCGGAAAAAAAAAGUUAAAAAGAACCUCUAGUUGCGAUUGUGAUUUAGAAUGUACGUGUGUUGAAAAUGACAAUGACGAUGUUGAUGACGAGAAGCUGGGGGAGGGGACAGAAGAGAACGGACCCAAUAAACGCAAUAAACGUAGAGACAAUCACCACCACAACACACAUCUGUCGCACAAGCAACAAUUUGUUUUAUCGGAAGCCAUGUUGACCGCAGAUGAAAUCACAGUUAGUGAAUCAGAUAACAAUAGUACGACGGUAAAACGUUGUGAACGUAAUCAAAGUAAUAAAUCAAAAUCACCUGGGAAAAAUUCCAACACUGAUGAAUUAAACUACCACAAUGCUAAUAACAUUGAUAUCUAUAGUGAUGGUGAUGCGGAAGCCAUAACGGAGGCAUGUCUAAAAGAGACAAACGGAAUACCUAAUGGAGGUUCUUCGGAUCUAAGACCUCCUUUACCACCGAGACCGCCGCCUAGACCAAAAACGGUAGCGGGCUCUUUAAAUGCACGAGCCCGUCCUGGAAUGGUUAUAAAAAAAUAUGUAAUCUGGUGCUUGGUAUGUGGAGGAUUUUCCUGCAUUUUGGGACUUUUAUUUUUAGGAGUAUAUUUUCUACUGCAUUCCUAUACCAUUACUGUGGGUAAUUUUGAGACCGUUCCGACAUUUGUUCCCGCCACCUUGCUUAUUCUUACUGGGUUAUGCGUCAUGAGUUUGGCAAGAAGGCGUAAUCGUUAUAGUUAUUUGAUAAAAUUGUCUGGUGCUUGUGGAUUAAUUUCGGCUUUAACAUGUGCUUUGGUGACGGUUACAACGACAGUAUUACACAUGAGCCGCUUGCAGGCUCUACGAGAAUGCGAAUAUGCUCAAAAGACUCGUACGUGUACAUGUUACUCGGAUUUAAUAGAGUCGCAAGUGGAUCGAGUGGAUAAAGAAGGAGUUCGUUUGGUUUUCGACUCUUUAUCGGACUGUGGAGUGGUACAUGGCUCAUUGUACUCCUGUCUCAGAGCAAUAUUUGGUUUGUCUGUAGCGGGUGUAUUAGUGGCGGUUUUCAGUUGUAUGCUGGUCUAUCAAUUGUUAAGCCAUGAACGCAAAAAAAUGUAUUGGGAACAGUUGGAACUGCGUUGUCGAUCAUUGUAUACUCGUCCACAAAUGCCGCCACAAAACAUGGCUGCUGUUGCAGCUCCUCAUGGCUGUAGAUGCUGUGAACAAUGCCACGCUCACCGACAGGCUCCUUUGCAGACAUCUGCUUAUCCCUGGGAUGAGAGUACAGAACCACGAUUUUGGUCUACUCAACCUCCGGGUAACUUUUAUUCUCCUAAUCCAGGAGGGGACGAUCUGACAGCUAUGGCAACCAAUUGUCGUAGUCAUGAACUUUCCACUUCUCGCAGUAGGGGGACUGGUUGGAGUUGGAAUCGUUGGUGGCAACGAAACUCACCAGAUCCCAAUUCACGCUUUCGACAGACUCCCUCAAGUCCCGACUCACAAUAUGGGUUCUCUAAUAGCACCAACAUGCCAGUAAAUAACAUAACAGAGGAAGUGGUAAAUGCCAAUCCAGGUCAAUUUAAUAUUAUUCCAAACAAUUUACCGUACGGUGUAUGGGGUCCUCCACCACCCUACAGUGAUCCCAAUAGUCCAGCUAGACGUGGUUACUACCAAUAUAUUCAACCGACUCAUCAUUUGAACACUGCCACUGGUCCACCAAAUGUAAAUAAUAUAAUUAACUCAAAUACCACUGACCUAGCUCAUGGUCAGUUUAUGGAACAACCAGCAGCAUCAAACUGUUGCCAACAAUCUUCAAUGCCGCGAUCUACUAAUUCUGUGAUGGGUAGUGUAGGUAAUUUUAAGUCUAAAGGAGAAUAUGAAAAUACUCCAUCUGACAGCGAUUGUGGUGCAAAUGUAAGAGAGAGGGACCGAUUUUCAAAUACUUUGCCCACACGCAAAAUAAAGAAACGUUUAGAACCUGGAAACAAAAGUAUUGGACCCAAUUCACAGAGUUCUCAGCGUAUUAAUGUUCAACAAGUUUUUGCAAAUGUUGAUCAGGGGGAAGACGAACAGGAAUAUCAUGAACCACAAAGUUUAGGAGAAGACUCUUUAACAUCUGUUCAACGUAAUAAGUGUGGAGUUGAGAAUAAUGGCUUCCAAAAUAGUUGUGAAUCAACGAAUGCGGCACAGAAUGCAGAUCAACAAAUACAUUCUUCCAGUGAUCCCGCUGAAUCUGAAGUUUAUUUUGCGGAUGUAAGUAGUUGCUGCAACAUGUCGGUAAAAAAUGAUCACUACUAUGAGGACACCAGAGCAUCGCAAAGAACUUUGAUACCACCAAAUCAACAACAUCACGUUCAUGGACACUCACACACCCAUCAUCAUCAUCAUACACACGCCGUCAAUGCUCAACAUCAGCUCAAUAACUGUAGCAGCAGCAAUAAUGAAGACUAUUUGGCCCAACGCUUUGGUCAGCGUGAAAAUUCUAUACGUAGUCGUCUUCCAUUCCCACAAAAUCCCAAUGUCGUUAAUGACGGUUUCGUAGAAAAUCUGAAAAUGUUAACAACUACUGCUAAUAAGGAUAAUCAGCAACUGAAUCAUGCUCAAAUUCCCAAGGAUACAUCGCGACAAAGUAUGUGUUCUGUGGAUUCAGAGGCCAAGACUGAAUUUACUGAUCUCUCACCAUUAACGCCAUGCAGCAAUAAGAUCAGCCAACUACAAGAUUUUGUUGAAGCCAGCUCUCAGGGUGCCACUACUCCAACGAAUUUUGUUGCCUCGUAUCCAUUUUCGUCAGAAUCGCAAAGUUUAGAAGCCCACCGCCGAUCAACCAAAAAUCUAACAGAAGCUCACUAUGAGGUGAUAGAUGACCAACAAACUGGACAUCAAGUUGGCCGCAACAUUGGUCGCACAACCAACAAACCCAAGUCCAACAUUAAGCACGCGGCCAGAGAACGCAAAGACAAUAGCGACAGGGAAUGGUCAUCAGAUAAUAGCAACGGAGAACGUCAUAAGUUAUGAAAUGAGGUUUUCGUUUAAAAUUAUUUGUAGCUUUUAAUUCAAUCACUUUAAAUGAAAAUUAGAUGGAGCUAUGUUAGAUAACGUAUCACUGGUAAACGUUGGAUAACGUAUUUGUGGUAAACUUGGAGAAAUUCUUUUGGUUACAUUUCAUAUUUAGUUGAAUUUAAGAAAAAAAUGUUUUUGUUUAGGUCAAAUGUACAUUUUUUGUUAAAAAUUUUAUAAUUAAUAACGAUAUUUUACGUUUAUUUACUAUUUAAUUAUUACGUUAUAAUUUACUUUGUAUUUUUGUUAUCUAGCGUAGCUAACUUAACUUCAACUUUACUGCCAUUCGAAAUCAUUUUUAUAUUAAAUAUUUAAUUACAUACGUAUGUAUGUAUUAUUAAAGUAUUAAAAAAAAAUUACGUUUAUUUUAUGAACUCACAACAAUUAAAUAUUUGCAUGUGAAAGAAAAGUCCAAAAUGAUACAAAAAAAAAAUUAAAAUGCACUUAUCCUAUUUAUAUAGUUUUUAUUAUAUAUAUACAUAUGUAUAUUUG